AUGACUGAAGAAGUCGAUACUAACUUAUACAGUCGCCAGAUUUAUGCAUUAGGUCUCGAAGCGAUUAAAAAGAUGUCUCAUGCAUCUGUUCUUAUCGCUGGAAUGGGUGGUUUAGGUGUUGAAAUCGCAAAAAAUAUCAUUCUUAUGGGUGUUAAAAAUGUAACAAUUCAAGAUACAAAGAACACAACACUUGAAGAUAUCGCAUCUCAAUUCUACUUAACAGAAAGUGACAUCGGAAAGAAUAGAGCUGAAUCUUCAUUCAAAAAGCUUGCAGAACUUAACCAGCAUGUUUCUGUAUCAUUAGCAACAUGCGAACUAACAAACGACUUCAUUUCUAAGUUCGACACCAUUGUUUUAACAGAUUUAUAUCCAUUUUCAAAAUUACUUGAAAUUUCCGACUUUUGCCACCAGAAAAACAUCAAACUUAUCAUUACACAAGUUUCAGGACUUUUCGGCUACGUUUUCAACGACUUUGGCGAAAAAUUCUAUGUUUCAGAGCCAAAGGAUGAAAUUCCAGAGAGAUUUUUGAUUGAAAACAUCACACAAGACAAAGAUGGUAUCGUUACAACAUCAGAUUAUACACGCCAUGGCUUAUACGAAGGAGAUACAGUCAAAUUCGAAGAAGUCGAAGGCAUGGAAGAAGUAAAUGACAAACUCUUUACAGUUAAGCCCAUUAACCCCUACAAAUUCUCUAUUGGCGAUACUUCUGGCUUCCAUCCUUACAAAAACACCGGAAGUGGCGGAUACUGCUGCCAAGUUAACCUCCCGAUUACCAUGGACUUCCCAUCACUCAGAGACAGCCUCAAAGCGCCAGAAGUCAACUUGACAGAUUUGGUAUUUUUCGGUCGUGAGAAUGAAGUCAUCUCCUGCUUCAUUGCCUUAUCAAAAUACAUCGACGAGAGCAAGGAAGGACCAAUUGACACAGCGAAAUUUACAGAACUUGCCAAGAAAGUUGCAAAUGAAUAUCAUUUCUGCGAAGAAAUCAGCAACGACGUUCUUUCCACAUUCACUUACCAAGCAAAGACAGUUAUCACUCCAAUGUGUGCUGUUUUUGGUGGUAUUGUCGGUCAAGAAGUUUUCAAAUCAAUAUCUUCGAAAUUUACACCGAUCAAAUCAUACUAUGCGAUUUCUUACAUCGAAUCUACAGUCAAAGACGUCAAAUACGAACCUCUUAACGACAGAUUCGACACUUAUCGCAAGAUAUUCGGCAAUUCUCUCCAAGACAAGAUGAUGAACCUCAAAUACUUCAUGAUUGGCGCCGGCGCCCUCGGCUGCGAGAUUCUCAAGAACUGGGCGAUGAUGGGAGUCUUUUCCGGACAAAAUGGUCACCUCACAAUUACCGAUAUGGACACAAUUGAGCUUUCCAACCUUUCCAGGCAGUUACUAUUCAGGGACAGAGACAUUGGCCACCUCAAAUCUCUCACUGCCGCCGAAGCCGUCAAACAGAUGUCUCCAAAGAUGAAAAUCACCGCACAAUCGAACAAACUCACUGAAGAAACACGUAACAUUUACAACGACGAGUUCUAUGAGAGUUUGGACGGUGUUUGCAAUGCUUUGGACAAUGUCAAGACAAGACAAUACUCCGAUGAUCUCUGUGUGUACUACAACAAGCCAUUACUUGAGUCAGGAACACUCGGAUCGAAGGCAAAUGCGCAGAUCAUCAUUCCAGGAAUGACACAGAGUUACACAGAUACAGCAGAUGCAGAAGAAAAAUCAAUUCCUCAAUGCACGUUGCAUAACUUCCCAUCGGAAAUCAACCAUUGCUGCGAAUGGGCAAGAGACAUCUUCGGUGGAUGGAUGGAACAUAAUCCAGAGACAAUAAACAAGUUCAUCAAAGAUCCAAAGAAAUUCAUCGAAGAACAAAAAUUGAUCGGUUUGGAAGAAUUGGAAAAUAACCUUCAAAAAGUGACAAAACUGAUUAAAAACCGCCCGAAGAAUUUCAAGCAAUGUCUUGAGAAAGGACUUAAGAAGUACCAAGAACUGUUUGUCUGGAGAAUCAACAAGAUCCUCAAGGAUUUCCCUGUAGAUUCCCUCGAUGAAAACGGCCAGCCAUUCUGGAGAGGUUCUAAAAGAGCUCCCUCACCUUUGUCUUUCAAUAUUGAGAGUGAGAACGAUUAUUUGUUCGUUACUUCAUUUGCUAAGAUCUUUGCACGCAUCAAUUCUGUUGAAAUACCAAAGACAGAAGCAGAAAUCAAGGAGAUAUUGAAGACAAUUCCUGUUCCUGAGAAAAGAGUUAAAUGCUGUUUCGAAGGAUCGAUUCCAUUGGAUGAUUUGAUCAAUCUCAGUGAGAGAUACGCAAAAGAACAGAACAUGGUGAAACCAGAGUCAUUCGAGAAGGAUGAUGACUCUAAUUCACACAUUGAUUUCAUUUCUGCUGCUGCAAACUUGAGAGCAACAAACUACAGAAUUAAAAAUGAAUCUAAACUCGAAAUCAAGAGAAUUGCAGGAAAAAUCAUUCCAGCAAUUGCUACAACAACAGCAAUGAUUUGUGGUUUCGUCUGUCUAGAGAUGUACAAAGUUCAUUCUCGUGAAAAUAGAAAGAUCGAAGAUUUCAGAUCGAUGUUCAUCAAUUUGUCAACAAAUCAUUACGCUGGAGCUUUCCCUGCUGAUGCAACGAAAUCGAAACUUCCAAAUGGAAUGGAGAUAACGAAAUGGAAUAAGUUCAAGAUUGAAAACAUGACAAUCGAAAACUUCAUCAAUUACUGCCAAGAAAAGUUUGGAUUGCAUGUUACAAUGAUCAAUGUACACAAUAAGACAUUGUAUUUCGAACCAAUACAGAAGAAAUACAACAAGAUUAUUUUGCAGAAGUUGAAGAAACAAGGAAAGGAUCCAGAAUUAGAGUACCAAACACAACUGAAAGAACAAAAUGCAAUAAAGGCUAUGACUUUGAUCGACGCAAUUAAAUCAAUUGCUAUCAAUGGAGAGUUCGAGGAACACAUGAAGUACGUUCUUGUUUCUAUCGCAAGUAAGGAUGUUGAUAUCUCUCCUGAUUUCAUCCUUAAGGUUAAAUAA
Molecule: messenger RNA, 3012 nt
Organism: Trichomonas vaginalis G3
Lineage: Eukaryota; Parabasalia; Trichomonadida; Trichomonadidae
Product: ubiquitin-activating enzyme E1 family
Exons: 1
Coding region: 1-3012 (1003 amino acids)
Biological process (GO): protein sumoylation
Cellular component (GO): SUMO activating enzyme complex; cytoplasm
Molecular function (GO): SUMO activating enzyme activity
Source: RefSeq, a predicted model, not a curated record